AUGAUGUUUCUUCAUGGAGUCGGCGGAAAUGUGCGGAAGCGAGGAGGAAGUUUCAAGGAAUGGGGUUUGCGUCUCUGGUGCAGAGGUUUCCUUCGUGUUUCCUGGAACCUGGCCAAAGAUAUGUGCGAGUUCAUUCGCGUCGUUGAUGCGGAGAUCUAUGAUGAGUGGAGGAAUGCUGCUCGACCGUGGCGUGGUGUGCGUGCUUGUCUGUGUGCUUAUGGUGUGAUGUGGGAUCGUAUUCGUGCGGAUGCGUCUGGUUUUCUGCGCAUGAGCUUCUGCUUUCGCGAGUCCAGGAAAAUGAAGGGUACUGGCAGGUGA
This is a messenger RNA of Prorocentrum cordatum, 318 nucleotides long. The record is from the annotation of a GenBank genome assembly. NCBI's taxonomy places the organism in Eukaryota, Dinophyceae, Prorocentrales, Prorocentraceae.